Messenger RNA from Miscanthus lutarioriparius, 405 nucleotides. The record is from the annotation of a GenBank genome assembly. Lineage: Eukaryota; Viridiplantae; Streptophyta; Magnoliopsida; Poales; Poaceae.
AUGGCAGUGCACGCGCUGCACGAAGCGCGCCCUUGGAGGACACCGAGAGGUACGCGCCGCAGCGCUGCCAGCGAGCGUUGCCUUCGACUUCGCCUUACGUGCGGCAACGAGCCCUCCCACGCUGCUACAGCCGUCGCCGCGGCCGCCCACGCCGCUGCAGCCGCCUGCGCGACGCCCACACCGUCAGCGACCACGGCCGCCGCAACCAAUUCACUCCUGCGUCAGUGCGCCCACGUGAAAGGCCCGGAAGCCGAUAGCAAGGACAUCUCAGCCUCCGUGUCGACCUCCUGCUCCUGUUUGCUCCGCAUUCCUGACCACCAUCGACCUCAAAAUGUCGGCGACAAUACUUCCAUGGAGGAUGCCCUUAACGUGUUCGAUGAAAUGGGCACAAGGUUUAAAGUUUAG